UAAUGAAAUUAGAUCAGAAUACAGUUUGCUUAGUAACAGGAGGAGCUUCAGGUUUAGGAUUGGCUACAGUUUUAGCCUUUUUGGCAAAAGGAUGCAAAGUAGUCAUUGCAGAUUUCAAUUAAGUAAUAAUAUAUAUUAAUCCUUAUUUAGGAAGCUGGAGAUAAAAUUUUAUCAGAGUAGAACACUCCCAAUUUGAAAUUUUUUAAGACUGAUGUUUCAAAUGAAGAAAAUGUUAUCCAAUUGAUUAAAUAUACAGUAAGUGAAUUUGGUGGAAUUCACGUUGUUGUAAAUUCAGCUGGUGUCAUUUCUGCUGGAUACUUAGUCACACCUAAAGGAACUAUUCCAGUUGAUGAAAUGAUGAGAGUCUUGAAAAUCAAUGUUGUUGGAACUUUCAAUGUAUCAAAACAUGCAGCUGUAGAAAUGAUAAAAUAAGAACCUUAAGGAGAAUUCAAAGAGAGAGGUGUGAUAAUUAAUGUUGCUAGUCUUGCUGGCAUAGAAGGAUAAAAAGGUCAAACUGUUUAUUCUGCAAGCAAAGGAGCUGUAAUUGGAAUGACAUUACCUAUGGCAAGGGAUUUAGGAAAAUAUGGAAUCAGAGUUAUGACUUUGGCACCUGGAGUAAAAUGAUAUAACAUUAUUUUAAGGUUUUCUAAACUCCAAUGGGACAUAAUUUAUCAGAAAAAGUUUUAGGUCCUUUAAGAAAAUCAGCUGCUUUAGAACGAUUUGGUUAACCUUCUGAAUUUGCUGAAUCUGUUAUUGGAAUAUGUUAAUGCUCAUACUUAACUGGAGAAGUCAUUAGACUUGAUGGUGGAAGUAGAUUACCAAACUUUUGAGU
This is a messenger RNA of Paramecium pentaurelia, 832 nucleotides long. The record is from the annotation of a GenBank genome assembly. Lineage: Eukaryota; Ciliophora; Oligohymenophorea; Peniculida; Parameciidae.